CCAGCGCGGUGACGUUGAGAGCGACGUUCGUGCGUUCUCUGUGUUUCUAAAUCGUGUAGUCAUUCCCAUUCUUGGCAGUUAACAAUCACUUUCGACUAACAAAGAAAUAGUUUACAAGUUUCUAACAACUAACAAAGAAAAAACAACGGCUUCAAAAUGUCUAUAAUGAACUAUAACGGCGGGGCUGUCAUGGCCAUGCGAGGGAAGAACUGUGUGGCCAUAGCUGCAGACCGGAGGUAUGGCAUUCAGGCCCAGAUGGUCACCACAGACUUCCAGAAGGUCUUCCCCAUGGGAGACAGACUCUACAUCGGGCUGGCUGGACUGGCUACUGAUGUUCAGACAGUGGCACAGAGACUUAAAUUCAGACUGAACCUGUAUGAGCUGAAGGAAGGUCGUCAGAUCAAGCCCAAAACCUUCAUGAGCAUGGUGUCCAACCUACUGUAUGAAAGGAGGUUUGGACCAUACUACAUUGAGCCAGUGAUUGCAGGACUUGACCCCAAAACCUUUGAACCGUUCAUCUGCUCCCUGGAUCUGAUUGGCUGCCCUAUGGUAACAGAGGACUUUGUAGUGAGCGGGACCUGCUCGGAGCAGAUGUACGGCAUGUGCGAAUCUUUGUGGGAGCCUGACAUGGAACCAGAGGACCUCUUUGAGACUAUCUCCCAAGCGAUGCUGAAUGCAGUUGAUCGGGAUGCUGUGUCUGGUAUGGGAGUCGUCGUACACGUCAUAGAGAAAGACAAGAUCACCACACGAACCCUGAAAGCCAGGAUGGAUUAGAGCUUCUGUUUCUCGCUGCACUUCCUCCAUGCAGUUGUUUUGUAUAAAACUGAUUCAAACACACCUGUUUUGUUUUCUUACUGAUGCUGUCCAAUAAAUAAAAAAAAUGGGUUUAAA
Cyprinodon variegatus (sheepshead minnow) is the source of this 891-nucleotide messenger RNA. It is a transcript of the gene psmb3, whose product is annotated as proteasome subunit beta 3. Gene Ontology annotation, cellular component: proteasome core complex; proteasome core complex, beta-subunit complex. The record is from RefSeq and is a predicted model, not a curated record. Lineage: Eukaryota; Metazoa; Chordata; Actinopteri; Cyprinodontiformes; Cyprinodontidae. Gene Ontology annotation, biological process: proteasome-mediated ubiquitin-dependent protein catabolic process. The transcript has 6 exons. Bases 157 to 774 code for a protein of 205 amino acids.